Molecule: messenger RNA, 2377 nt
Organism: Durio zibethinus
Lineage: Eukaryota; Viridiplantae; Streptophyta; Magnoliopsida; Malvales; Malvaceae
Source: RefSeq, a predicted model, not a curated record
AUGAUAAAAGUAACUCAACGUCAAGCAACAUUUAUCCUUGAUGAGAUAACACCACAAAAAUCAAUCCAAUCCACACCUACUCCUUCUUUCUCGUUCUCUGCUUCAAACAUGGGAGAUCCUUCACGUUUUCUUUCAAGUUUCUUCAAUUUCUUUACAAAAACAGCAGGGAAUAGAAAAUCGGAUUCAAGUGAGGGAAAUGAAAAGCAGGCUAAGUUACGAAAUACUGCGGCUCUUCCUGGGGAAAUAUUAGCCCGUCAAUUUUCUCUAGCCGAGAUCAAAGCUGCAACCAAAAACUUUCAUCAGAACUUGAUUAUUGGCAAAGGUUAUUUGGGAUAUGUGUACAAAGGGUUUUUCUAUGAUGGGAACUUGGUUGUUGCUGUCAAACGCUCUAAUCGAGGUUCAUCAGAUGGAUGGCAUGAGAUCCAAACUGAAUUGCAGUUGCUCAGCCAGCUGCGUCACCAACAUCUCAUAACUCUUAUAGGGUUCUACACUGAUAACAGGGAGAUGAUCCUUGUGUAUGAAUAUAUGAGAAACGGGACACUCCGUGAUCAUCUAAAUGAUUCUGCUAACAAUCCACUCCCAUGGAAGCAGAGGCUAGAGAUAUGCAUCGGUGCAGCUCGUGGGUUACAUUACCUACAUACUGGAGCAAAGCAAGGAGUAAUUCAUCGUGAUGUCAAGAGCGCCAAUAUUCUUUUGGAUGAUAAAUGGGUUUGCAAGCUUUCGGAUUUCGGGUUGUCCAAGAUGCGCUCCCAUAGAAAGUCAAAAACUUUGGAAAAAAUAGAUUCAUUGAAGGGUACUUUUGGUUAUUUGGCUCCAGAGUAUGCCAGAGGAGAUGGACUGACCGAAAAAUCCGAUGUGUACUCAUUUGGGGUUGUUUUAUUUGAAGUAUUGUGUGCGAGAAAGGCAGUAGAUGAACUUUUAAACGAGGGUUUAGUACUUCUAGCUCAUUGGGCCCGUCGGUCCAUAGAAGGAGGAACCAUUUGUAAUAUUAUAGAUCCAUAUCUAAAGGGGAGGAUAGCUCCAGAGUGUUUCAAGUUAUUCAUGGACAUCGCUUAUUGUUGUACUUGUGAGGAGGGAAAUACACGGCCUGAUAUGGGUGAAGUGGUGGUGAUGCUAGAGCUUGCUUUGGAGCUCCAAGAGAAAGCAGAUUCUGAUUCGGUGCAUCUCGCUCCUCAUGGUGAAUAUAUGUAUGAAGAAGUAUUGUUUAGUGCUUCCGUACCUGAGUCCAGUUCUACUGUUGACAGUUUUGGUGUACAAAGUGAUACUGGAAUUCUGGAUUCAUCGUCAUUCAUUGAAUAUACAGGGACUAAUAACACUGAAUAGAUUGCAAGUGAUCAUGUGAGGAAAUUAAGCUAACUUUCCAAUGUAAAUGUACUUGUUUAUUCUGCAACAGGGAAAUGGAGUUCAUAAAUCUGCCUUUUUUUUUUUAGCUUGUUUUUAUUCUGUGUUUUAUAUAUGCUUUUUCUUUCCUUUGAUUUCAAUGAGACUUGUUUUGCUGAACGUUAUGAUGCAAUUCUUCAAUUUAUAGUUAGAUUUGAUGAUUGUUCUAAAGAGUAUGGAACCAUCAAUUAGGUAGAGAAACUCUAUUCAAGCACUUCUUUUCCUACUCUUUACUGAAGUUUGCUUGACAUGGUCUGCUAUAACAUAAUUGCAAAGCAAGAAGCUUGAGAGUUCAUGAUACUGCCAAAUGAUGCAGCCACUAUACAUUGCUGAAGGGGCCACUGCAUUUAUCUUCUUUUGACGCUGUGUUUGGAAUGUGCCUACUGAGUUUUCUUUCCAAAAAAAAAAGAAGACAGAAUGCACAUGAAUCCUGAAGAGAAGAAAAGAAUAGGAUACAAAUAAUCAAACACCAAGAGUAGAGCUGUUUAGACCUCAAGCUAUUGAAACGUUGUUAUUAACACAGUCUGUGCCAAUGAUUGCAUGAGUUAAUCAUGUUAAUCUCAAUCAGACAACCUUUUUAAUAUGACCAAGAGCUUUUAUGAAAAACUACUGCAGACUACAAUUUUUUAUAUAAUUUAUUGUUUCUCUAUCUCCAUACAUGAUAAAUAUAAACACACACUGCGAUCCAUAAUAUAUUGGAAAUUAAGGAUUUACCCUUUAGCUUCUCCACUGCCCAUUGCAACUCACCGUCCUAGCUGACUAAUUCUCUGCAACGUUGACAAAGUUGCAAGACUUCCUUCCAUACGACCUUUGAGAAGUCACAUUCAAAAAAUAUGCAAUUUUUGGAUUCCUGCUUUGCUUUCUUCCCUGUUUCUUUUGCUUAUUAGUUUUUUGAACAGCUUAGUUUGUUUCUUGAAGUUGGUUUUCCUGCUAUCGUUGGACUAAAUGAAUUGAAAUUACUACCAAUUUAAGAAGUUCUUAUUGUAUUUACCUGAAA